Messenger RNA from Mercenaria mercenaria, 5071 nucleotides. RefSeq lists its product as uncharacterized. The record is from RefSeq and is a predicted model, not a curated record. NCBI's taxonomy places the organism in Eukaryota, Metazoa, Mollusca, Bivalvia, Venerida, Veneridae. The transcript is spliced from 11 exons. The coding region runs from base 1043 to 2836 and encodes 597 amino acids.
CAGACAGCAUUUUGCGGAAGAAAAUCGGCAGAAAUGUGCCGAGGCGGCCAAACCUCUUGUAGAUGCAGUGGAUGAAUUGACAUCAUUUGCUUCUUAACCAGAAUUUGCAUCAAAACAGGCAAAGAUCAGUCCUAAGGUUAACAGGCACAUAUCUGUCCUAAAGGUAAACAGGCAAAGAUCAGUCCCUAGGUAAACAGGCAAAGAUCAGUCCCGAGGUAAACAGGCAAAGAUCAGUCCCAAUGUAAACAGGCAAAGAUCAGUCCCAAGGUAAACAGGCAAAGAUCAGUUCCAAUGUAAACAGGCAAAGAUCAGUCCAAAGGUAAACAAGCAAAGAUCAGUUCCAAGGCUUCCACAACACAAGAGAAUAUAACGACUGCUGAUGAUGACAUGAAAGAUUUUGUCUGGGAUCUGUUACAGAUAUUGGAGGAAUCUGUGUCCCAGGCUGGAGAAGUGACCACCAUGAUUGCAAGUCUAUAACCAAGACUGACGAAAGAAUAGAAUUGAAACAAGGUCUUGGAUUUGUUGACUACCGGACCAGCAUGGUGAAACUGGCAAAGAAUAUUGCAAGAACUGCACAGGAUAUGAUGAGUGUGUUAACAUUGUCGGCAAAUCUGGAACAAUGUUGAGAACCUUGGACUACUGGCCAAUCAGCUGACCAUGGACUUUGAUCUGCUAGCCAGUGACUCAAGAGUGUAGCGGCGUCUGCACAAAAUGCAGAGGUAUGUAUUGCAAGUAGAAUCAGAGUGAAUAUACAAGAUCUGGGUAAAAGUUGUAUAGAGCCUGUACAGGACCUUGGAAACUUACAGGCCAACCCAAGUGACUCGUACACUAAACAAGAUAUUUCCCAGCAUGCACGCAUUGUUACUGAAAAAAAGCAUUUGAGGAAGUCACAGGUUAGAGAAAGCUCAGCAAACCCAGAAGUUGGGUCAAAUCCGAGCCACUGGACCAGUAAAUGGAACUUUCUUUUAAAGAAUUUCAACUGUUCAAUGAAUUUGGACAACACAAUUUAGCAAGGAAGCACAGGUAGCCAGACUUGUAGAAAAUGGCAGAAAAAUUAAACCACAUGAAUAUGGAGACUGAACUGAGUACAGCUAAGUCAGUGUUAUACAGUGGAUCAAACACAAAACACACGUUAGGUUUGACAGAGAAACUCUCGGACACCUCUGAUAUGCAGAAGUUGAAUGCAGUGUGUUCUGACCCUGCGGCAAAGAACAGAAACACACCAACCUCACUAGACAAGCAGGCGACUUCAAAAACGGGAAUGCCCCGAGAGAUAUCGGAUGAUGCUUUAGAUAUGGAGGAAGAAUACCUAGCCAAUAAGAUGGGAAGAGAUAUUGUGGAUGAUUUAUGUGUUGAUGCUGGUGCUGGUGGACUGGUACAUGUGACAGAAGACAACCUCAGAAAUCAAGCUGCAAGCCAAAGUAAAACAUUCGCAAAAGCAUCUGCAAAUUUCAAGACUUUUAAUAACCUAGAAAACACUACAAAAGCUUUGGAUGGAAUUCAGUUUCCUUGUUCAUCUAAAAGUGAGAAAAGUACAGUAUCAGAGACUGUAUCAGACUUCACUGCAGCUACAGUUAGUCUUAAACAAAGUAAUAAGAAAGUCCUAGUGCCAAGAAACAAUGAAAACCAUCACAGUUUACCAGUAAAGAGUGCACCUGUGAAAGGCUGUUAUCCAAAUGAGAUGGGUAUUUUCAAAGGUUUUUCACUAAAAGAAUACCUUGAGCAUAAUUUUGCAUUAUCUGGUGAAAAGUUUGAACCUGUUCUGAAUGUAGGCAAUGCUUAUCCAGGUAUUUCAAGUGGUAUUAAAUUAUCACAUUUGAAACGUGCAACAGAACGUCUGGGAAUUACUUGGGAAAAACACAAUGGGGUAUUAAUACCUGUAAGUACAGAAGAGAGUUUAGUUGGAGAAGAAUCAUUUGUCUCAAAUACACAUUGGUUUGGAGGGCCAGACAUAAAUGGUGAAGGGGUAGGGACUGGUCCAGAGUUACCAAGUAACUCUAACCAGACUAGUACUAGAUCACAUUUUAGUCCGACAGAGACUAAAUUUAAUGUACCAUCUGUUGUAACAGAAAUCUCUUCCCAAAGUAUAGUGAAUCCUCUUUCCCACAGUCAAGGCAGCCCAGAAAACCUACCUUCACAGGGACCAGUAAACCCUUUGUCCCAAACAGCAAAAGAUUUGACACCCAAAGUCCAGGCAGCUGGUAACCUGUUGUCCCAAACUUCACAAGAUGUAAUACCCCAAGCAGUAGAAAACAUCUUGAUUCAGACAAAUGGUAACCUGUUACCCCAACCAACACAAAAUUUUCCUCACCAUACAGCAGAGAAUUUCCAUCCCCAAGCAGCAGAGCAAUUACCAUUAUGGACAGCACAAAAUCUAACAUCCAAAGAAACAGAUAAUCAUUUGUACCAAGAAUUGCAAUACCAUUUAUCCAGAAUAAAACAAAAUUUACAGCCUCAAUCAGAAGGAAACGCUCAGACCCAGACAGCAACACAUUUCCAACAGGAAGCAGGUACAUUUUACACUGGAUCAGGUAACUCAAUGUCUGUUUGUAGUGAAACAUUACUGUCAGCGAACAGAAUUGUAUCAAAUAUAAACACUGGCACAAAUGCUACACUAAGGCCUGACCCACUAGACAAGUUUUUCUAUACUUGCCAUCCAAAAAUCAGACAUGCCCUGCAUAAUAUGGUUUGUCCUUCCAAAGAUAAAGGUCAGCAAGAAUUGAGAGUGUGUAAGACUUGUUCUUGUCCAAGGUAUCAUCCAUACCAGAAAACAAGGGAAGAUGAAGCUCGGGGUCCUUAUCAGACUUCUUUGCCUCUAACUUUGACAGAUCCUUAAUAUACUUUGAAAAUAUACUCUCAAACUUGGGUAAAAAGGACAGUACUUGUUUCAAGUUGAUUUGUAGCUAUACAUGAAAAACUCUUCAAAAGAACUUGCAUAAUCACAAAGGUUUGGGAAAAUGAUUUGAUUUUAAAGAGAAUCAUUGAUGUAACAAAAGCUUUAUUGGUCACAGUUGAUUUGUCGGUUGAAUUCAUUUUAUGCAAGGAAAAAUGAUUUUGUGCCUUUGAUAAAAGUUAACAGUUAAAAAUUGUAAAUAGAUCUUUGAAUAGUGCUUACAGAUAUCCUGGUGUGGGCUUUUGAAUCCUCAUUUUAGUAAAAUCCUUAAGAAAAAUUGUGACUGGUCUUUAACAAUGAUGCGUACAUGUAUAUAGAUUUACAUUAAAAGGACUGUUGUUGAUGAAUUUUUUAAAUAAUCUUGAAACUAUGGUGUUUUAAAGAAAUGUGCUUGACAUUUCCACAAGGACUAUUACAACAACAAAAUAGUAUAGACAUUACCUGAGACUGUUUUAGUUAAGGCCAACUCCAUAAAGAGACUCACUCAUAAUAGUGAAAGUUUGUUAUUAUAGUAUUUCAUGAGUAUAAGCUUCGCAGUUUUCUGAUAUUUUGAUUUUUUCAAAGUGUCUCUUUCAAGAGAAAUACUGGGAAUCAUCAGUGAUAUAUAAUCCAUAUCUGUCACACAGUGUAUUGUGUAUUACUUUCUAAGUUUUGUCAUAAUAAAAAAGAUGAAAAUUGUAUCUUUUUUAUAUAUUUCAUUAUUCAAUUCAUAUAUUCAAAGAGAAUUUGGUGCGUUUUUGCUGCAGAUAGUAAAAUAAAAUGGAACUUUAUGCCAUAUACACCAGAUGUACAUUGUCAUUUUUGUUUACAUAUGUUUUCCCUGUGUUGAGAAUGAAAGCUGCAAAAGGCUCAUUUGACCUUAAGUCUGCUGGCGGUAAGUGAUUCUGCCUUUGCAACAGCGUAAAUCAUGAUCAGCCUGCAGUUUGAUAAAGAUUUGCACUGUUUGCUUUUCAGUCAGUAUCAUUUUGGUAAGCACCCCUUUCAACAGUUAAUGGUAAUGUCCAAAUUUAAAGAUAGACAAGUUUAUUAUAGAAAUUUAGCAGAGUAAGAGUGAAAAUAAAUAAGCAUAAAAUAAACAGAAAUGUUGUAUAUUUUUUGCGAAUAUAGAAUAUAUUUCACCUCAUGGAUAUAUAAAGUUUGUCUCACUUCUGGGUGAGAUAUAUUUAGUAUUCAACAAAAAAAAAUUAAUAUCCUGUAUAUAGCAGAUUCUGUGUAAACAAAGAUGAUACUUUUUUCACUGAAUCUGUUUUACUGAAAAUGAGCAGCUUUUAGUGAAAGGACUUUAAACAUUCUAAAUUAUGUUUCAUUUUGAAUUAUUUCACAUGUUUCAAGAUUAUAUGUUACCAGUUUUGGAGUAUCUAACUCCCUAUUAUGACAUCUCAUUAAUUAUCUUUAUUAGAUGAAAUAUGAUUUCAAAUGUCUGGGUGAUACAUUACAGAGUUUCCAGUUCUUUCACUGGCUUGUAAAAUGACUGUCAUGCUGUAAAUAAGGAACUACAUCUGUAUUGUACAUUUGUGCAGUUACAAUUCGAGUCUGUUAACAGUUACCUUAAAGCAGGAUAUUUUUUCUGCAUAUACGGCAUGAAAGAAUCUGAUAAACCCUCAAGGAAUCCUUGCCUUUCGUUAUUUUCAUUUUUUCUUUUUGACACCAUUGUGAGAAAAAUAUCGUCCAUAAAUUGUGAUUAAUAUUACUGAAAUGUUUAUUGUUUGGUUGAUUUAAACAAAAUUCAGUGAUUAAGAGACUUAAUUAUGGCUUUAUAAAUGUACUGUGGGCAAUAUCAGUGUACUAAUGGAUCUGCCCGCAGACCAAUAACAAGGACAUUGUGAAAUCUAUUAACAUUAUAUUAUUGAACCAUUGUAAACUAGAUAUCAUUUUACCAACUACAGUUAUAGUUAUAUUACCAUUAGAGGAUAGUUCCUUCAGUGAGCUAGGCAAAGUCCCUUAGUUUGUACAUUGUUGUGAUAGAACGGUACAAAGCUGUAUCAUAUAUGUAUAUAUGGAAAAAAACAACUUAAGGGACAUGAUAUUUACUCUUACAAUAAAUAAUGUGAGAAGAAUAUACAAUUUUGUUGAUAUGUAUCCAUAAAAGCUGUAAAUGUGUGGGUUUUGGUGUGCUUUAUUAAAUGUACAUGCUUAUCAGCUAAAGAAGUUUAUCUUAAUAAAUCAUUUUCUAGCCUA